This is a messenger RNA of Sander lucioperca (pikeperch), 1967 nucleotides long. RefSeq names its product volume-regulated anion channel subunit LRRC8D. The transcript is spliced from 5 exons. The record is from RefSeq and is a predicted model, not a curated record. Lineage: Eukaryota; Metazoa; Chordata; Actinopteri; Perciformes; Percidae. The coding region runs from base 304 to 1848 and encodes 514 amino acids.
UUCCUCAGAGUCAGGGCUGAAGGAGUUAAAGGGUAAAGGCAUCCCCCCCCUCGGUGGGUCUUGAACAGGCUUCUAUAGCUGAAUUAAAUUUUUCAGCCACUCAUCCACUGCCAUGGCAACCGUUGAAAAGCUGCUUGUCGGCCAGCUAAGGAGGAGUUUGUUGUAAGUUUUUUUUCACAGCAGAACCAGACAGCGCCGGAAUAAAGUUUGUGUGAGGCUGCUGUGAGCUGAUCAGAGGACAGAGAGACAGAGACAAACAACAAGUUAUUUACUGAGUCAUCCUUGUCGGAGCCAGAGGUCGCCAUGUUUUCCCUGUCGGAGCUAGCGCCUCUGAACCAGCAUCAAAGUAGGAGUAAACUGUUAAAGCCCUGGUGGGAGGUCUUCAUGGACUACCUGGUGGUCCUGAUGCUGAUGGCAUCUGUCCUGGCUUGUACCGAGCAGCUGUCCAGGGACCGAGUGGUGUGCAUGCCUUUGGAUCCACUUGUUACUGCAAAUACCUCAACUAGCGGGGCUGCAUUGAAUCCAUCUUUAAAGCCCCCAAACCAUGUUCAACGCAGCAUCGGCCCAAAUCUUCAUUCCACAGCCCGGGGUCGACGCACACAUCUGGUCUACCAGCAGUACGUUUACAUAAGCCAGGUGUGCUACCAUGAGGCUUUGCCUUUGUGCUCCCGCUUCUUCCCCUACAUGGCCAUGCUGCAGUCUCUAGUGCUGGUAGCCAGCGGCUCCUUCUGGCUCCACUUCCCCCACACCUCCGCCCGCAUAGAGCACUUCCUGGCCAUCUUGGCAAAGUGCUCCGAGUCACCGUGGACAUCUCAGGUCCUGUCUCAUGCCGCCCGCCAGGAGAGCAUCCAGGAGAUGGAAGUGGUGGAGAAAAGACCACCACCCCAACCUCCGCUCUCUUCAACAUCAUCUUCACCCUCCGUAACACGCACAAGACGAACAAGCAUUGACUCCGGCACAGACAGCCCGCUCUUGAAGAGGUCCUUUGCCACCCCUCCCUCCCCGUGCCCUUCCACGCUCUCCUGUAACUCCACCAUGUCGUCUACGUCCCUCGGGUCCCAGGUGCACUUUCCUCCUACCAAGCCCUCAGCCGUGGUUGACAGUCCCAGGCAGGUAAUCAGUCUGGAUAAAAGUGAUGGGGAACAGACCAGGGCGCUGUUCGAAAGGGUCAGGAAAUUUCGGUCCCACAGCGAAAGCUCAGAUGUCAUUUAUAAGGUCUACUUGGCUCAGACAAUAUUGAAACUGCUGAUGGUGACGCUGAUCUUGAGCUACAGCAUCCCUCUUCUCAGCUCCCUGUCCUUCACCCACACCUGUCACCCUGAGGAGCAGGCCUUGGUGGGCUACACGACCUUUGAGUGUAUCCACGUGCUCUCCUCCCUCCUACGCAAACUGCUGGUGGCUUACCUGACCCUACUGGGGCUGUACGGCCUGCUGAACCUUUACACCCUCAGUUGGAUUUCACACAGCUCUCUACGCCAGUAUUCUUUCCACUCACUGAAGGAGUUGUGCUCCCUGCGAGAUGUUCCCGACCUGAGAAACGACCUGGCAUUUCUUUUACAUAUGUUAGACCAGUAUGACCCUUUGCUGGCCCAGCGUCUGUCCGUUUUUCUGUCCCCCGUGAGUGAGAGCAGGCUGCUGGAGGAAAGCUUGGAGAGGCGUUGGGGGGAGGAGAAGCUGCGUGCCAUGACGAGUGUGGAUGCAGACGGCUGCUGCAGACUGCAGCUGGUGGCCCUGCCUCGCCUCCCUCCGGCCCUCUUCACCCUCAGCCAGCUUCAGGUCCUCAAACUGGAGCUCAUCACAGAUGCCAGGUUUACUGCACAGGUGGCCAACAUGACAUCACUCAGGUGAGUUUUAAAUCAAUACCAUUUCAAUUCUAUUCUAUUUAUAGUGUCAAAUCAUAACAGACGUUAUCUCAGGACACUUCUAGGUCUAGAAAACACUCACAUAACUUGCAGAGACCCAACAAU